AUGGCAUCGGGGGCGAGCUUCUUUUCUGGACUGUCAGCGCCGAUAUAUUUCCCAGCGCUGAACACGCUGGCUACGGACAUGGGCGUAUCUAUAGCCUUGAUCAAUUUAACAUUAACAAGCUUCAUGGUUUUUCAAGGUAUCUCUCCCAUUGUCCUUGGUCCCCUGGCAGAUCAACUUGGUCGUCGACCGGCCUUCAUUAUCUGCUUCGUCAUUUAUAUCGCCGCCAAUAUUGGACUGGCCGUCCAGGAUAAUUUUGUAGCUCUCCUUCUCCUCCGUUGUAUACAGAGCGCUGGCUGCAGCAGCACCGUGGCAAUAUCCACUGCGGUUGUCGUCGACAUCACCCCCAAAGCUGAGCGCGGGUCCGCAAUGGGCUUUGUUUUGGCCGUGACAUUUCUGGGGCCUGCCGUAGGUCCCGUCGUGGGGGGUCUUCUGUCCCAAUACUUGGGCUGGCGGGCCAUAUUUUGGUUCCUCGUCCUACUGGCCGCCACCUUCUUUUUAUCCAUGUUGUUCUUCUUCCCUGAGACUGCACGGCAUCUUGUCGGGAAUGGCUCUGGGACACCCCAGACAUGGAAUCGGCCCUGGAUCCAUUAUGUCUGCGGCAACACGGGAGCCCAAGAGCCUCCAACAAGCGGUGCUGAGGAUCAGGACAAGGCAGGGAAACGCCGAUUCCAGAUCUCCUCACUAUUCAAGUCGCUAUCCAUACUGUGUGAGAAAACGUCAAUUAUCCUCAUUUUGGCUAUCGGGGUGAUGCUGGCUGGGUACAUGGUCGUCUCGGCCUCCAUCCCGCCAAACUUCCAUCGCUUGUACGCACUCAAUGACCUACAGAUUGGUCUCUGCUAUAUUCCCCUUGGUGCAGGCGCUAUGGCGGCAUCGGUCUUGACUGGAAGGAUCCUUGAUGCCUAUUACCGACGGCUUCGCUCCCUGGCCAUGGCAUCUAGCCAUGACCUUGAUGCAUUGAAUGAUGAUGACCAUGACUCGGUUGUCCCACUGGCCAAGGCUCGUUGCACAGUCGCGUUGCCAUUUGUAAUUGCUGGUGGUCUGGUCAUCCUGGCAUUUGGGUGGCUAUUACAAUUCGCUGUGCACCUAGCUGUGCCGGUAACCUUUUUCUUCUUCCUCUCCUUGUCCUUGACGAGUGCGUUCAACUGCGCCUCUGUAUUCCUAGUUGAUCUCCACCCAUCCAGUCCAGCUGCUGCGUCGGCUGCCAGUAAUCUGGUCCGAUGCCUGCUAACAGCCGGCGGUACGGCCUUGAUCGAUCCAAUGCUGCACGCCUUGGGGCGUGGGUGGGGAUUCACGGUCGUGGCUCUGGUCGUCUUGGCGACUACUUUGCUAUUUAUACUGCUGAUUCGGAUGGGAAAAUAA
Aspergillus bombycis is the source of this 1359-nucleotide messenger RNA. RefSeq lists its product as uncharacterized. Bases 1 to 1359 code for a protein of 452 amino acids. NCBI's taxonomy places the organism in Eukaryota, Fungi, Ascomycota, Eurotiomycetes, Eurotiales, Aspergillaceae. Gene Ontology annotation, molecular function: transmembrane transporter activity. The record is from RefSeq and is a predicted model, not a curated record. The transcript is spliced from 2 exons. Gene Ontology annotation, biological process: transmembrane transport.